GGCAAAGGGCAAGCGGAAUGUAAACACGGGACCGGAGGAGUGGUCCUCAGGUAGCUGGCUCCCGGGUCGUUGCUGGAAACCGGCGGGAGAGCAGGCGAGGCGGGCGAGUGGGUCUUGUGCGCGGGGGAGUAAGGAGCUUCAGAAGUCGGAGAUUCAGCUGGGUUUUGGCAAAGCCGGGACGCUAAGAAUGGCUUCCUUUGGAUGGAAGAGGAAAAUUGGUGAGAAGGUCUCAAAGGUCACUUCCCAGCAGUUUGAAGCUGAAGCUGCUGAUGAAAAGGACGCCGUUGAGAGUGAUGAAGGGAACUGGCUUCAUGCCAUUAAACGUAGGAAAGAAAUUCUCCUUGAAGACUGUGCCGAGAAAAGUAAGCAGCUAAAGGAUGAAGGAGCCAAUCUGGCUGAAAAGAAAAGAUAUCGAGAGGCGAUUCAGAAGUGGGAUGAAGCACUGCAGUUAACCCCAAAUGAUGCCACCCUGUAUGAGAUGAAAUCACAGGUCCUAAUGUCGCUUCAUGAAAUGUUUCCUGCAGUUCAUGCAGCAGAAAUGGCCGUCCAGAGAAAUCCACAUUCAUGGGAGUCUUGGCAAACUUUGGGGCGUGCUCAGCUUGGAUUAGGAGAGAUAGUCUUGGCCAUUCGAAGUUUUCAAGUGGCCCUUCACAUCUAUCCGAUGAACCCUGAGAUAUGGAAAGAAGACCUCUCUUGGGCGAGAAAGCUCCAGCAGCAGCAGAAGGUGGCCCAGAGGGUGAGAAAGAGCGAAGCACCGGCCGAAGUCACACACGCCUCCCCAAAGUCCAUUCCCGACUAUGACUUUGAAAGUGAUGAGAUCGUUGCUGUUUGUGCAGCUAUUGCUGAAAAACAAAAGCCAGUUUCAGCAAAUAAAACAAUGGUUAUUGUGUCAGCUUCUGGGACUGUAGAGACUGUAACGGAGAAGGAAGAUGGUGCGGCACCCCCAGAUGGCUCUGUUUUUAUCAAAGCCCGAUGAAGCUUAGCAGGAGCUAUUUGAAUCUACCCUUUUGCUUUAAGGUUUAGGCAUACGGGCAUUUGCUCUGGAGAAAACUCCUGUUUGUAAAAUAAGUUUUUCAGAUGAGACAUAUAAAAACUAAAGGGUAGAAUUGUUAUGCAGUGUUUGGACUAUGCUUUGAUAAGUUAAUGAUAUAACUUCUUAAGAUUAGUAUUCUGACUACAGUGGUUUUUGGCUAAUAAACUUAAUCCAAAUAUAUGAGUGAAUACCUUUAAAGACAAACUUGCAAGUGAAUGCUCAAAUAGUGACUAACUUGAUGGCCAGUGUUAUUGAAAUGUUGACUUGUUGGCUUUUUGAUGAUAAAGCAAGUAGGUGAUUUUUCUCCCUCCUAAAAAUACACUGCUGUUGCUAUUCACUCUCUUUAGAGUAACUUGAUCACAAAGCUUGAGUAUUUUUUAUGUUCAUUUUGACUCAAAGUUGUUACUUGGUUAUAUGUAGAGUCUUUGAAAGUUUGGCUGGAAAUGCAUGCAAAUGUAUACAUUCUGGAUGUUUUCUAUAGAUACUCUUAAUUCUGACCUAUGCUUGUUUUGACUGUAAAAUUAUUAUAACCAUGGUAGUUACCACCUUCAGUAUUUGUUGGACCUGGGAAGUGUACUGAUAAAUAGUAAGAAUGAUGGUUUUAUUUUUUUAAUUGUUAAAGUAGAUAGUCCUUACCACAAGCGAGUCAUUUUUAAGACGUGCAUUUUUUAAAUGAAUGGCUCUUAUAGUUACAUCAUAAAUUGUAUCGCAAUGUUGUGCCAGUCAAAAGCAAUAUUUUCUUUAUUUUUACAAGCUUAAAAACCUUGCCCUGGCUGGUGUGGCUCAGUUGGCUGAGCGAUGUCCAAUGCACGUGAGAAGUGUCCAGUUCCAUUCCCAAUCAGGGCACACGCCCAGGUGCCGGCUCAGUCCCCAGUAGGGGGCGUGCAGGAGGCAGCCAGUUGAUGUUUCUCUCUCUCUCUAAAAUUAAUAAACACAUAUUUAAGAAAAAUAAAUAAAUAAAAGCUUAAAAUCUUAAAAGUAACAUCUUUUGCUUAUACCUUUUCAGCUGAUGGUUGAGAAUUCCUUUUCUAGAUGACUUGUUUGGAACAGCUCAAUAAAAUGAGAAAUAAUCACAAUUUUAAAUAACUAAAUUAUAUCUUUGUAAAAAUAAACCAUGUAGGUAUGUUAUUAGAGUUCCAAUGAGGGAAUAACUUAGGCACAGCAUACAAGGAAACUGAAAUGUGGUUCAUAGUACGAUCUCAUAAAGAGAAGGAUAUACUGAAGAAAUAGUUAAUUGAAACACCAUGGUUCCAUCCACAAGGCAAUAUUGUCAUUACUAAUGUGGAUUAUUGUUU
Molossus molossus (Pallas's mastiff bat) is the source of this 2328-nucleotide messenger RNA. It is a transcript of the gene TTC33, whose product is annotated as tetratricopeptide repeat domain 33. The transcript has 5 exons. The record is from RefSeq and is a predicted model, not a curated record. NCBI's taxonomy places the organism in Eukaryota, Metazoa, Chordata, Mammalia, Chiroptera, Molossidae. Gene Ontology annotation, molecular function: protein binding. The coding region runs from base 188 to 976 and encodes 262 amino acids.